This is a messenger RNA of Penicillium maclennaniae, 1704 nucleotides long. RefSeq names its product alpha-amylase. NCBI's taxonomy places the organism in Eukaryota, Fungi, Ascomycota, Eurotiomycetes, Eurotiales, Aspergillaceae. Gene Ontology annotation, biological process: carbohydrate metabolic process. Bases 1 to 1704 code for a protein of 567 amino acids. Gene Ontology annotation, molecular function: calcium ion binding; hydrolase activity, hydrolyzing O-glycosyl compounds. The record is from RefSeq and is a predicted model, not a curated record. The transcript has 8 exons.
AUGGUGUCGUUCUUCUCAUGUUUCAGUGGAUCCCGCCGGCGGGAAAGACAGAUUCUGGCAAAGAGAGAAGAAGCAGCACAAAAUCUUGAUCAGCUACCAUCAUGGACAGCCCCAGAUAAUAAAUUAAUCUUGCAAGCGUUUGAAUGGCAUGUACCUGCCGAUCAUCGCCAUUGGCUUCGUUUGAAAGCUGCAUUGCCAGAAUGGAAAUCUAUUGGCGUGGAUCAGAUCUGGAUUCCCCCAGGCUGCAAGGGCAUGGACCCUCGUGGCAAUGGGUAUGACAUUUAUGAUCUAUUUGAUCUUGGGGAGUUCGAUCAACAGGGAGCCAUCUCGACCAAGUGGGGCACUCGCAAGGAACUCGAAGAGUUGAUACGCCAAGCACAUGAUCUGGGGAUUGGUGUGAUUUGGGACGCUGUGCUCAACCACAAGGCCGGAGCAGAAUAUUCGGAAUCAUUCAAUGCGGUGGCAGUGGACCCGAAGCAACGAAACAAAGAGAUCUCGAAACUUUUGGAGAUCCAUGGCUGGACAGGCUUCGAUUUCCCCGGCCGCGGGGAAAUGUACAGUGCCAUGAAGUACCACUGGCAACAUUUCAGUGGCGUCGACUGGGAUGACAAGGGUAAAAAGCAACAGAUUUACAAAAUCCUGGGGCCCAACAAGGAUUGGGCACCAGAUGUUUCUGACGAGAUUGGCAAUUACGAUUACCUGAUGUUCGCUGAUCUUGACCAUUCCCACCCAGAUGUUCGCGAGGAUUUAUUAUAUUGGGGAACCUGGAUCACGAACUCCCUUUCUCUCAGCGGGAUGAGACUGGAUGCCGCCAAGCACUUCUCGAUGCGAUUUCAAAAAGCAUUUGUCGAGCACGUCAGGAAGACCGCCAACCCGAACUUUGUGGUGCUGAGCGAAUACUGGACGGGAGAUUUAUCGGCUAUUCACGACUACCUGGAAAAGGUGGACUACCAGACUUUGGCAUACGAUGUGCCUCUGUUGAUUAAGUUUUCUGAACUUUCGCAUACUCGGAGUCCAGACCUCCGCGGGAUUUUCGAUGGUACAUUGGUACAGACCACGCCAGAUAACGCCGUAACAUUUGUUGCCAACCAUGAUACGCAAGUAGGGCAAAUGCUGGAGACCCCCGUCGCCUCAUCAUUCAAACUCCUCGCCUAUGCACUGAUCCUCCUUCGAAAAGGGGGUCAACCUUGUAUUUUCUACGGAGACGUAUACGGGAUCCGAGCCAAUGUCGAGGUGCCAAUGACACCAGCGUGUGAUGGGAAGCUCCCCAUCCUGAGCCAAGCACGGAGGCGAUACGCAUAUGGCGAACAGGAAGAUUACUUUGACCAAGCAAAUUGCAUUGGGUUCGUCCGCUACGGCAAUGCCUAUCACCCCGGACUCGCGUGUGUUCUCAGCAGUGGUGGCCCUAGCAAGAAGCGCAUGUUUAUUGGUCGACAGUAUGCGAGUACAGAGUGGGUUGAUAUCCUGGGGUAUCAUGACACCGCUGUUCAUAUCGAUAAAAGGGGCUAUGGUAAUUUCCCCGUCAAGGCCGUGAGUGUUAGUGUAUGGGUUAGCGCGGUCGCCGUCGAGCAAGAUAACCUCCAAAGGGACUUGUAUGUGGAAAACCUCCCCCCCUCCUCAAAGUGGUUGUAUAGGACGACAGCUGAACACCGUGGACAUGUUGGAAAACGGACGGCAAACCCCGGGGUGGGCGAGGUUCACUGA